Micromonas pusilla CCMP1545 is the source of this 1455-nucleotide messenger RNA. RefSeq lists its product as uncharacterized. The record is from RefSeq and is a predicted model, not a curated record. NCBI's taxonomy places the organism in Eukaryota, Viridiplantae, Chlorophyta, Mamiellophyceae, Mamiellales, Mamiellaceae. Gene Ontology annotation, molecular function: GTP binding; GTPase activity. The annotation marks the transcript as partial. Gene Ontology annotation, biological process: translation. The transcript has 5 exons.
CACGUCGUCGUCCUCGGCCACGUGGACGCGGGCAAGAGCACGCUCAUGGGCCGCGUGUUACACGCCGUCGGCGCCGUGGACGAAAAGACGCGGCGCAAGCACGAGCGAGACGCGACCGCGGCGGGGAAAGGCUCGUUCAAGUGGGCGUGGGCGCUCGACGAGCGGCCGGAGGAGCGCGCGCGCGGGGUCACCGUGGACGUGGCGCAGGCGGCGUUCACGACGGGACGCACGGAGGUGACGCUGUUGGACGCGCCGGGGCACAGAGAUUUCGUGCCAAACGCCAUCGCGGGCGUCAGCCGCGCGGACGUCGCGCUGCUCGUCGUCGACGCGUCGCCCGGCGCGUUCGAGAGAGGGUUCCAGGGCGGCGGGCAGACGCGAGAGCACCUCGCGCUCGCCGCGAUGGCGGGGAUCGCGAGCGUGAUCGUCGUCGUGAACAAGAUGGACGCGUGCGGAUACGACGAGGCGCGGUUCGAAGAGAUCAAGCGCGCGCUCUCGCCGUUCGCGAAGAAUGCGAAUUCGAUUUCGAACGACGCCGGGAUCGCCGGGAUCGCCGGGUUCGGGCACGGUUCCGGGUUCGCGUUCGAACACGUCGCGUUCGUCCCCGCGUCCGGGAUCGACGCCGCGAAUCUCGUCUCCCCGGAGGCGCCGCCGCCGCCGGCGCUGGCCGCGUGGUGGCGCGGGCCGACGGUGUGCGGCGCGAUCGACGACGCGCCCGUCUCCUCCUCCGCCGCCGCCGCCGCCGGCGGCGGCGGGCUGGGACCGACGCGCUUCCCCGUCGCGGACGUCAUCGCGGACGGAGGCGGCGGCGGCGGAAGAGGCGCGAGGGCGACGAGCCUCGGCCCCGCGGCGGUCGGCGGCAAGCUCGAGCGCGGCUCUCUUCGCGUAGGGCAGCGGCUGCUCGCGCAGCCGUCGGGCGUCGCGUGCGUCGUCAGGCGCGUUCUAUACACUGGUCCCCAUACGACCGCGGCGGUCGCGUACCCGGGCGACGCCGUGGACGUGGGCCUGGACGGGAUCGAUCCCGCGUGCCUCGCGCCCGGGAGCGUCUUGUGCGACCCGGCGUUUCCGCUGACGCCGGCGGCGAAGAUUCGCGCGGAGAUCUUCGUGCUCGCGGACGUCCGCGUGCCGAUACUCGCGGGGACGACGGUCGGCCUGCACUUCAACGGCGCGCGGUGCGAGGCGUCCGUGUCGUCGCUGGUGUCAUCUCUGGACGCGACCACGGGGGAGACGGUGAAGACCCGGCCGCGGUGCCUGACGCGAGAGACGCGCGCGGUGAUCGAGCUCGUCCCCGAGCGACCCGCGUGCGUCGAGCGCGAGGCGGACGUUCUGGCGUUGGGACGCAUCGCGCUUCGGAGGAACGGCGCGACGGUGGCCAUCGGGAUCGUCACGGAGACGUGGGGGGAGGACGAACUGCGCGCGCUCGAGAAGGAGAAGGAGAAGGAGGCGGCGACAAACUGA